This is a messenger RNA of Pangasianodon hypophthalmus (striped catfish), 5594 nucleotides long. It is a transcript of the gene slc16a10, whose product is annotated as solute carrier family 16 member 10. NCBI's taxonomy places the organism in Eukaryota, Metazoa, Chordata, Actinopteri, Siluriformes, Pangasiidae. Bases 247 to 1770 code for a protein of 507 amino acids. Gene Ontology annotation, biological process: transmembrane transport. The record is from RefSeq and is a predicted model, not a curated record. Gene Ontology annotation, molecular function: monocarboxylic acid transmembrane transporter activity. The transcript has 7 exons.
GCUUCAGCGUGCCAGUGUGGCAGCGGUACAGAUAGGGAGUGGUUUUAUUAGAUAAGCACAAAAGAAAGCAUGUGUGCGAUAAGCAGUCCAUAAAUCAGCACAGAGUUGUUUUAAUCUUUAUUAAAUCAUUUUUUUUUUUGCAGCUGUAAAUCCUGAGCUCUGCCGUCGGCUGUAGGGAGAGUGUGAGUGUCACCUCAUUAGCUCUGUACACCAUUUAGAGGAACUCAUACAAGGAAGAUCUUCAGUAUGACAGAAGACAAAUCCAUGAAGGAGAACCAUGAAGCCGAACCUCGUGAGGAAACCGAGCUCACGGUACCGGCGGAGGAGCCUGAGGUGAAAGUAAAGCCCGAGGAGCAGAGCUUAACCGAGGCGGAGGAGGUGAGGAAGGAGAACGGCGGAGAUGGGGAGAUCCAGCGGGCCGCGGCGGAGAAGCAGCCCGAGGCGGAGAAGCAGCCCGAGGCGGAGGAGUACCCCGAGGGCGGCUGGGGCUGGGUGGUCAUGCUCGCCUCCAUGUGGUGCAACGGAUCGGUGUUCGGAAUCCAAAACGCCUUCGGGAUCUUAUUCGUGUCCCUGCUGAAGGAGUUCGGCUCCGAGACCGAUGAAGACCUGCGCUUCAGGACAGCGUGGGUGGGCUCUCUGUCCAUGGGGAUGAUAUUUUUCUGCUCUCCGAUCGUCAGCGUGUUUACAGAUGUGUUCGGCUGCAGGAUCACGGCGGUGGGCGGGGCUGCAGUCGGUCUCGUCGGCCUCUUCGCCAGUUCAUUCGUCAGGUCUCUGGGCACGCUGUACUUCACCUACGGCGUGGUGUUUGCGUGCGGCUGUUCGUUCGCCUAUCAGCCCAGCCUCGUCAUCCUCGGACACUACUUUAAGAAGCGUUUGGGUUUGGUGAACGGCGUGGUGACGGCGGGGAGCAGCGUCUUCACCGUGUCUCUGCCCCCGCUGCUCUCGUCCCUGCUGCUCCGCCUCGGCCUGCACAACACCCUGCGCGUCCUCUGCGUCCUGAUGUUCGUGCUCAUGCUGGCUGGAUUCACCUACAAGCCCCGCCUCCCGCAGAGGGCGGAGUCGAAGAAGGCCUCGUUAAAGAGGAUCUGUAACAUCCAGAUCUGGAGGAGUCUGAGUUACAGGAUCUGGGCCUUCGGAAUUCCGGCCGCGCUCUACGGAUACUUCGUCCCCUACGUCCACCUGAUGAAGCACGUAGAGGAGCGUUUCGGCCUCGAGGCGAAUAAGGAGGUGUUACUGAUGUGUCUCGGCAUCACGUCUGGCGUGGGACGUCUCAUCUUCGGCCGUGUGGCUGACUACGUCCCCGGAGUGUACAAAGUCUUCCUGCAGGUGGCGUCGUUCCUGGUGAUCGGCGUGAUGUCGAUGCUGAUCCCGGUGUGUGAUGUUUUCGGGGGUCUGAUCGCCGUGUGUUUAAUGAUGGGGCUGUUCGACGGAUGUUUUAUCUGCAUCAUGGCUCCCAUCGCCUUCGAGCUCGUCGGCUCCGAGAACGUCUCUCAGGCCAUCGGCUUCCUGCUGGGCAUGAUGUCCGUGCCCAUGACCGUGGGUCCCCCUAUCGCAGGGUUCCUCCGUGAUCGCCUGGGCAGUUAUGACGUGGCGUUCUACCUGGCGGGGAUCCCUCCUCUGAUUGGAGGAGCCGUGUUGUGUCUGAUCCCGUGGGUGGAGCAGAGGAAGAGGAGGAAAGAGAGGAAGAAUAAAAUCGAGGACAGUAUGGCACAGAGCAUGAUCGCACACAACGACACGGAGAAGAACAACAAGUUUGAGUCUGUCAUCUGAGUCUCAUACACACACACACACACACAUGUGGCAUUUCUGAAGGACUCGCUGAAUGCAUGUGUCAUGUGUGUUAAGUGUGUAAAGUACACAGCGGCGUUGUUUUUAUAUCUUAAUGAGGACCAAAUGUCCCCACAAGGAUAGGAAUAUCAGACAGUUUGACCUUUCCAUGAGGAAAACUUACAAAAAUUACAAAAAUUGCAGCUUUUAUAUUAAAAAAAAACGAGCUUAAGGUUGGAUUUAAGAUAUUAAUUAGCUCCAUUAAUAAUUAGGCCAGUGGAAGGUCCUCACAAGGAUAGUAAGACAAACUCACGCGUGUGUGUGCGUGUUAUGUUUUAUUCAUAUAUAUAUAUAUAUAUAUAUAAAAUACAAAUAUUAUAACUAUAAAACAAAACUAUAUACGAGUCAUUAUAUAAACUAAACAUGGUCCUUUAUUCCCGAAAUAUUAAGAAGCAUUAUAUAUAUAGUUCACUUUAUAAACUUAUUGUUUUCUUAGACUAAAUAAAAUAAAUUGGCUCCUUUUUAACGUCUAUGCAAAAGUUUUACUCAGAACGUUAUACGUCCAUAUUAGGAAUUAGGAAUAUUUAUGUUGGAUUUUUAUUUUUAAAUUUAAAUACGGAAACCAAAGCGAAGUUUAAUCACAGCGUCCGAGUCUGAAGCUGUAUGAUAUAAACGUAACACUACGCCUUUGAUCUUAUUUUAAAAUCUGAUUAAAGGCAGUGAUGAAGCAUUAAAGGGAUUUAAACACAAUGUAGCUUUAGUUAUUUAGUUAUUUUUAUUGUUUCUAGACGACUGAAAUCGACCUUUAAAAAAAAAAAAAAAAAAAAAGUUCUCUAUGCAACACGGCUACGAAUAUGAAUUUUUUUUUACGCUAAGUGCCGCUGAUGAAAUUCAGGGAAGUAAUUAAGUGUUAGUAAUUAAGUGUUAACUCUAAAAGGGCUGAUGUGGAGGAAAAUUAGCACAGUUAGCUAAGCACCUCGUUAAGCGCGUCACUAAAAAAAAUAAUAAUUAACUGUAGAUUAAUCUUCACUGCACAGAUUUCUCACCCGUGUCUUAUUGCAUCGUUUUCCAUUCAACACGUGACGAUAAACGGUUUUACCAAACACACCAUGUUGCCAUGGUUACCUCUGGGGGCGUGUGUGUGUGAGUGUGUGUGUGUGUGUGUGAGUGUGUGUGUGUGUGUGAGGAGGCUGCCUAAAUAGGGAAUAAUUCUAGACACUAUCUUGGUAGGCUGCCUAUUCUUAUAUAACACACACACACACACACACACUCACACACUCACACACACACACACACACACACACACUCACACACACUCUCACACACACACACACACACACACAGAGCUGUUACUACAUUCAACAGUUUCAAUAUUGUGCAUGCAGAAUAUCGCAAUAUAUCACCUGAGUAUCAGUGCAUGUUUAUACCUGUACACACCUCACUCGAAUACGUUUGUUUUUGUUUUUGUUUUUGUUUAUCUGUAUUACAUUUGUGAUUAAUGACUCGAUCUGUAGGUUUAUAAAUAUAAUCUACCUCAAUUUUACAUCACAGGCUCACAGACACAAGGGAUAUUUCCAUAAUUUCGAAAUUAUUCUAAAAUCAUUUUUAGCAUUUUAAAACAUUUCUGUUUAGUCGCUCUGAAUCACAAAACAUUUUAUUACGUUAUUAUUUUAUUAUAUUUUAUUAUUAUGCCAGUGUUAGUGCCUUAACCUGUUUGCCUGAGUCUUUGAUCAACCCAAAUUAUUUUUAUAAAUCUUUUUUUUAUGUAAUAAAUAAAGAAAACAAACUAAAUACACAGGACGCUAUAAUCGUAUAUAUUAUUUCAAAUAUUUCACAGGAAUAUUAUAUACAUUUUGCUCUUUUUUGCUCGUCUAGUUUCAAAAUAAUAUAAAAUAACAGCUUCUAUCUUUCAUUUUGUGUUAUUUUCAUGUUCGGCGUGUCGUGUUUUUAAAAAGGCUUUUUUAUUAUUAUUUUGUGUCAGAAAUUAAUUGAAUCUUUGAUUUCAUUGCGGCAAAUUUUUAAAGUUCAGUAAAGACCUGCCCCAAAACUCAGUUCCUCCUCAUAUCACAAUAUUAUAAAUACGACAUUAUCACGAUAUUGUGUUAGGCGAAUAUUACUGUAGUACUAAAGUGUUGUGUGUGUGUCUGCAGUGUUUAGUAACUUCAAUCAGAAUUAUCGGAUUUAUUCCGACUCUUACGCAACAGACUUUAUCUCCCCCUAAACAUGCUCUCUACUUACGAUAAUUUAAUCUUACGAUAAUCCCUACAAUAAUUUAAAGUGUCCACAAUAACAAUAUCCUGAUUUGUUUUUAAAUUGAUUAUUAGCACAUGCCGAGUUCAGUAUUUAUAGAUCUACAAAUGUGUCCUUGUUUGUUUUUGUGUUUUUAUGAAAUAUGUGUGUGUGUGUGUGUGUGUGUGUCACUACUAAUACGGAUUAUUAAUAACUGUUGUUUGUUGAGUAAAUACUUAAACACUUAAAAUUACACUCAGGUAUCAGCAUAAAGGAAAUCAUCACUAAUGCUGUGAAAAAUAAUCAACGGCAUGAAUGAAUAAAUUGUAGCUGAACCAAAUGUUUUUAUUUUACUGUACCAAAAAAAAAAAGGAAUUAAAGCUAAAUACCAAAAACACUGUCAUCAGCUCCGUCCCAAGUGCUGGAGUUCCUGACGAGUUAGUGUUCGUAUUACAAACUCAGACGUUUUAAAUUCUGAUUCUGAUGCUGGUUAUUGUUGGAGUUUUCAUACUGUGUUAUUCUAAAUCUGUAUAAAGACUAAAUCUCAUAACUUCGACUAGGAAAGAAAGAAACCAAAGAAAACGCUCCCUCAACUGGAAUUCCGACUCAGAAACUCUGAUCGUAUCCACACGGCUGAUCACACCGUCAUCUUAAAUCUACAACACUGACUGACGGAUCGCAGUUUUGCGAAGGGAAAUACAUCAUGAACGUUAACGUUACAAUAGAAAUGUUUCCGUACGUCGCGGACACACUGUCUGCACUUACACUUUGCCUUUUUGUGGAAAUUUGUUGGAUUUAAUUCCGAUUAUUUGCUGUAAAAUUAGAUCUUGGGGACGGAAGAGUAUUUUUAAACUCUUCAAUCUGGCAACCCGGAGCACGGGGCAGCGCGAUUCCUGCCCUAAUGGACCUCUGUUUAUUAGCGCUUGUUGCAGUUCCCAUUUUUGACCACUAGGUGCAGUAAUAACUCUAUAGCGCUAAACAAGGCAGUUAUCUAUAAAGGCGAGAAAAUCAACAGGCUCAUAUCUGUUAAAUAGUGACUUUUAAAAAUAAAUAAUCGGUCGCUCAGGAGACGUGAUUAGUAUUUCAGCCGAAUUUAAAACGUACGGACGAGCAGGUCCGUCGCUCGUAAGUGUUGAAGUGAAAUGACGUAAAUCCACCACUUCGAGUCGUGUAGAACGCAGCAUCAUUCUCAGUUCAUGAGGGAGCGUGUAUUACCCAUAAUGCACUGUGACUAGGCAAGUUGUUUACAGUUGCUUUGAGUGUGUAAUGAAAUGAAAAUGUGGGACACGGUGCGUUAUCAUCAGUGUCGGUUUGUAUCGGAGCUCCACGCUGCUUUUCUUCUUCAGUAUCAGCUUUGUUAAUGAAACACGAUGUUCACGAUGACUGAUUUAUCUUAAUUCUUUAUUAAUCCUUUUUUCUUUUUAUUCACUUUUAUGUGUGUUGAAUAAUGUAAAACGGCAUGAUUUCUUUAUAAUACUGUACAAAACAAUAAAAAUUCUCAUUUUUAUGAACUGAAAUUAUGCUGUAUUGUGUUUUAUCUGCAAAUAUACAUGUAAAAUGUAUAAAACUCUUUAAAAUAAACUCACAAUAAUUCAAAA